Camponotus floridanus (Florida carpenter ant) is the source of this 4465-nucleotide messenger RNA. It is a transcript of the gene Ntan1, whose product is annotated as protein N-terminal asparagine amidohydrolase. Gene Ontology annotation, molecular function: protein-N-terminal asparagine amidohydrolase activity. Lineage: Eukaryota; Metazoa; Arthropoda; Insecta; Hymenoptera; Formicidae. The record is from RefSeq and is a predicted model, not a curated record. The coding region runs from base 761 to 1696 and encodes 311 amino acids. Gene Ontology annotation, biological process: ubiquitin-dependent protein catabolic process. Gene Ontology annotation, cellular component: nucleus. The transcript has 8 exons.
AGACGGCGGACGGAGCCGAGCGCGGCCGAGCUCACACGAACGCGAGCUCUUGAGCGAAGUGAACAUUUGAACCAUAGACGCGCUCGACAGUACGCGGACAGUGUAGUGAGUGAACGUUGUCGCGCGCCGGGUUUGCGGAUCUCGUCCAUUUUUUGCUCAGCUGUCAAGCGCCCUACUCUCACGACUGUGAAAGCGGUGUUUCGUGAGUGGACGCCCCUAAAGUACGAUAUAACCUCUUUGUUUCGCUCUGCUCCCAAGACGCGAGUCUGUCUCUCUCUCUCUUUCUCUCUCUCUCCCUUUCGCGCGUUCGGCCUUCUCUCUCUUCCGCUCUCGCAUACAUUCUCGGUCUAUCUCUACCGCGUUCGGUACGUCUCUUUCUCCCGAAGCGUGGUACGCUCGAUAAUCGUCUACUCUCGCAGACAACGACGGUGACGUUCGUCGCGACACUGACGUUUUUGCUUUCAAUCGCCCGCGUCGCGUGUGCGCCACCAGUUGCGUGUUGCGUAAUCAUUUUACAACAGCCCGUCUCGUGGGUGCAUCGGCCCUGCUCCCCUCCCCUCGAUCGCCGUCCGCCGAAGAGUUUGGUGCCACGAUCCUUGGAAUCUGACGUUUGAAGUGCGACUUCACUGCGGCAUCCUGCGGAGCACGUGGUAGCGCGGCGGACGCGCGGCCGAAGAGGAGGCGGAAGUGCCCGUUGACGAUGGCGGCGGGAACGUGCCAAUUCGCCUGAGGUGACAGACAUUCGCAGAAAUCCGUAAGGAUGGUGCUAGUGGUGGGCGGAGUGGUCCUGCAGGAGGAAAUACCCGCGGAUAGCAGAUCCUUGUACGCGGCCCACCCGGUAUAUCGCGAGAGCGCGGCCCAGCUGCACUCGAUGCCGGCGAAACUCGUGGGUCCGGUGGGUCUCCUCUACGUCCAGCAACGGGAAAUGGCUGCGACUCUGCCGCAGGACAAGAACGUGAACAUCCUCGGUUCGGACGAUAUGACAACGUGCAUAAUCGUCGUCGUCAGGCAUUCCGGUUCAGGAGCCGCAGCACUGGCGCAUCUUGACGGCUCUGGAACAGAAGAUGCUGCGGUGGCGAUGAUCCAGAGGGUAACGGAACUCACCCUUGGAUAUCCCGAAGGUCGGCUGGAAUUGCAAUUGGUCGGCGGUUACUCCGAUCCGCGAAACUAUUCCGAGGAAUUAUUCUACACUAUACUUUCUGCAUUUCAUAAACAACCAGUGGAAAUCGACCUGACAUUAUGUUGUGUGGGCGAGCUAAAUACCACUGUGAGAGGCGGGAUUCAUUGGCCGGUGAUCUACGGUAUCGGGUUGAACGUGAAAACGGGUGAGAUCUUUCCCGCAACUUUCCCCGACAAAGGCCCGGAUCAGGCGCUGCGGUGCGCCAGACAAUUGACCGGAGGUCAGCAGGUUCUGGAUAUAUACGAUUGCGGUCUUGGAUUACUUAGAAUCGGUCCGUUUAAUUAUGAUCCUUUGCGAGGUGUGGAUCUCUGGUUGGCGCAAACCGAUCAAUUCAUCCUGCAACAUCUGUCAACGUCACCGGAAGUAGAACAACCACAUUUCGUCUCACAAGUACGGGCGACGCUCAAGUAUAUUCAGGACAAUCAAUUUCCAGCCGUCACUGUUUUCCGAGAUAAUAAACCUCAUUACUAUCGCCGGGAUGAAACCACCGGUGUCUGGCAGCCGAUGCGAUAUUAACCUUAAUAAAUCACAGAUUUGGUUAAGGUUUGCGUGAAAGUUAUUCGCAAAAUUUUCGAAUGAUAUAAAGUACGAUAUCAAAUUGCGGAUGAAUGAAGCAUGCGGAAUUAUAAGAAUUUAAAUCAGUUACUGAAAUGUGAAACUGCAUUUUCUCGAAAAUCGCAGUCGUAGAAUUGUUGCCCUAAUGAAUUCGUUUUAAAAAAUUCAUUCCGCAUUUAUAAUUGAUGAAAAGUACGGAAGUCGACAUAUAAUUGCAGCUUUUAUCGGCUGACAAUUAUUUGUGUUCAAUAAAAAAACACGUCCGAGAAGUUGUGGGAAUAUAAAUUGAAACAGUCAUAAUUAGCGCACAGGUUAAUGCCUUAAUGUCUGCUCACAAUGAAAGAUAUCUCGUGAACCGCAUUGAAGUUGGAGUGCAGAUUAGCCUUUGAAUAUAUUACCCAAGUACGAUUUGUAAUAUUUACAAAUUAAAUUCAAAGAGUAGAGCUUAACUCUGUUAUUAUAGAGUACAAGCUAGGAAAAUAAAUAUGAAUUAGAAGUGAUUUUGGCAAAUACGAACAAUUAUGCGAAAAUUUUAAUACGCAUUAUCGAUACUGAGAUUAUAUGUGUAUAUAUUUAUGACACAUAUUUUUCUUUAUACAUCCUCUAUAUUGAUAUAAUUUUUAUUAAUAUUAAUUUUUUUAUCAUAUUACAGCAAGAUAUUUCAAAUCGCGAUAUAAAUUACGUCACAAUCGAAAUAGGUUUUAGAUAAAUUGAUAUGAAGACUUUUUUAGAUAUCAAAAAUUUUUUAAAUCGUACUCGUCUUUCACUUACCAGGCGACUAUUCUUUUAUGACUCAAAAUUGGAAAACGAUAUAUGAAAUCUUAUAAGGAAGAAAAGAAACAAAAAAAAAUUUGUAAAGCAUGCACAUAUGGAAAUAUAUACCUCUCUCUUCUGGCACUUUUGGAUAUAUUUAUAUAAAACAAUAUUCGCGGAUAUAAAAUACAGCGCGCAUUAUGAAUAAGCCUGUACGUAUUAAUAUGUUGUUGAAUUUCUUUUUUAAUAGAUGCUUAUGUUAUGUAUAUGGACGAUCGAAUUCGAUUCAUUGUUACAAAAUGUUAUUAGUCAUUGUUCUAUCGUUGAACGUUCUCUCCGGAUUAACUUUCAUCGUCGCCAGAUAAAACAACAAUAUGUAUCCUCAUCGCGCAUUUAGUCAUUGAAUGCGAUUGUUCUAUACUUAUUUCACUUUUACAAUAUGUGCAAUCUUCAUAAUUCAAUAACUGAAAAUCACAUUUGAUGCUAACUGCGCGAUGCAGCACGAAUUACGCACACGUGCAUGGAAUUAGAUAAGAGCAUUUAUUGUUCUUUUUUUUCCUUUUAUUUCGUUCUUUCAGUUGAAUUACGAAAGUUCAAACAAGGAUAAUUUUGUACUUGCCAUAAUAAAGCAAAAAAAAUUGUACGAAAGAUAGAGAGAAAUGAAGUAGAGGACAAUGUACAUAAUAUUUUCAGGGUUGUGCCCGAAUUCUUGUCGGGUGAGGGAAAGUUCCUCUGCCUCGAUACAGUUAUUUUAAAAUCUCUUUUCAAAUAGCAAAGAUUAGUAAUCAAGUAAAGGCCAUUGAUGUUUCGCGAAAAUUUUUACUAAUUUAUUCUCGUACAUACAUAUAUGUUGAAAAUGCCAAUCUUUUUUUAAUUAUUAUUUGAAUGUAUGUGCGAUAUUCGCGAGACAUAUAUUUGGACGUUCACGUUUAAUUCAUUUACAUAGAAUAAACAUCCCAAAUAAAACGAUAAAUUGAAAAAAUCGUUGUCAUUUCACUAAUUAUAAGUAUAAUAUAUAAAUGCAUAAUAAUGUGGUGCAAUUUCGAUCAAUUUAAAAAUCACGUAAACAUCCCACAUAGGUUUUAUCGUUAUUUAGAAAGCGCGAGCACAUGCGAUCGCGAUCGAAGAAUUAAAACGAGGCCUUCCCUUACCUGUGAAUUCAUUGAUUAAGCGGGAAGGUAAUUACUCUCUGGAUUGUGCUCGAGAGUACAGUUCCGCAGCCAUAUAUAAAAAAGGUUUCAUGUAUUUCAUUAUAUGAACGCAAUUUUCAUAGCAGAAGAAAUUCAAAAAAUUCUAUGUAUCGUUCCUUGUCUUUUAAAAUGAAUGUAUCAUUUUUUUAAAUGAUAUUUUAAAAGUAAAUAUAGCGAAAAGUAAAUAUGAAAUUACUUCUACGGCUAUGGUCUCGAAGUUUCAGUACAUAAAAGAAAGAUGCGUUCACAAUAUUUCAUUGUCUAGUGAUACAUAAGCUAAUUAAAGUUGAUAUUAAUAAUAAUAAUGAUGAUGAUAUAAUGAUGACACGAUGAUCAUGAUACUGCUAAUAACGAUAAUGAUAUUUUCUAGAGAUCGAAAAGAGAUAUAUUUUUACUAUAUUAUGUAAAAUAGCGAAUGCACUCGCGACGAUGAAGCUCUCAGGAUCGAACACACGAUCUUCUUUUUCCUUUCCAUUCGAUCUGCAUGAGUGGAGGAAGUGUAGCGGGUGGUUUGCCACUUACUUUGUUGCUUCUGGCAGGAGAAUAUAUGGCUUUUCUUGCUUGCUCAUAGAAACUUCCCGGUACAGUUACAUAUAUAUAUUUUUUUAUAUACGUUCUUUUAUCGAGCGCACUCUUUUUUUUCCUUAUCUUCGGCCUCGUUCUUACAAUAGCGUUCCCGUUCGAUCUCCUUCGCAUUCUUUCUCGCGUUACGCAAACGCAAUCUUACUACAUAAUAUUUUAUUUGGUGAUAUAUUUAUACAAUAAACGAAAUGCUAGAUUAAAGCAA